Molecule: messenger RNA, 1340 nt
Organism: Filobasidium floriforme
Lineage: Eukaryota; Fungi; Basidiomycota; Tremellomycetes; Filobasidiales; Filobasidiaceae
Exons: 5
Coding region: 282-1340 (352 amino acids)
Source: RefSeq, a predicted model, not a curated record
GCCAGCACGUUGUGCCGAAACACAUAGACUGAUCACUGUUGCUGUACGGCGGCGAAAGGACCCCAUACUCACCGAAUUUGUGACCGAAAGGAUAGCCAAGUACCUUGGGUGACCACCUUUGGCUUUAUCAGGCCCGCCCUCAAUUUCUUGCAUUCCCUUUAUCUUUGCUACUGUUUGUAUAUACAUGGCGAGAUAGAUGAGCCAGCUUGCAGCUUCGAUCCCCUCCUCAAGCGGCGCUUUGCAGUGAGGUCUGCACAAUCCACAUACUCGAGAUCAGAACUAUGACCGUCUUGAAAUCGCUCUGCUGCCUGUUCGCCUUUACUUCAUUAUUUUCUGCACGCGCAAACGCGGCAAUCAUCGUUGAUGAUUCACAAUGGAACACGAAUGCUCUACAAUUGAGUGACGGCUGGAACAUGGCUAGGCCAACUCAGAUUGAGAUGCUCAACGAGACAGAGGUGGAACGAAUGCAGGAAUUUGGCUUGCAAAACUUCUUCAACAGCUCGAUCUCAUGGACUCGAACCGAACGAGCAUGGAAUAUCAUCACCUUCAGAGGCUCUACGAUCGAGAUUUUCGGUGUACGCAGUCCGGAUUCCGGGCAUCUCACAGUCGAAAUCGAUGAAGAAGAGGUCGUCUCCAUCAACGCGUAUUCGGAUCGCUUCAUCACGAAUUCGUCCAUCUUCAAGACGACGGAUCUUGGAGCGGAAACAACGCACAGUCUCCGCCUAAUCAAUGGUAACGGAUUGAUGUACUUCGAUUAUGCUGUAGUGGGCAACCAGUCAGUAUCGAGCACGACAUCAUCUAAACCCUCGCCAACCGGUUUGAUCGUUGCCUCCGGAGUUGAGACUAGCCGGAAGUCGACCACAUCUGUAACGCCGGGUGAGGCGAUGAUGAACAUGGGGCUGGAUCCUGCCAAGGUGGCUCUACUCGCGGUGACUCCACAUUUCGAAUGGAACUGGCGCGUAUACUUCACCAUCGCAUUUACGGCCUUUAUGGCCAUAGUCGCAAUCAUCCUCAUCCUGAUGCAAUACCGGAGGGAUCAGAAACUGAAAUCCCGCAUCAGCCGCAGCUUCUUCAACAGCGCGCCGGUCGCGGUACAGAAAAUCAAGGGCUUCAAGCCUAACCGUAAAAGCGCUCUGGGAAAGCCUCGCACAUAUCCUACUGACUUGGAAGCGGGCGACAUCGUUAGACGGCCGCUGCAGUCCGAUCCGUCACCAAUGAGAGCGAGGAGUGCCAGCCUGGACAGUAUCUCUGGGAUGCCUAGGGCUGCUCGGCAGAUCACACUGGCAGAAGCAUUGAAGGAAGAGCGGUCGGCCGGAUCGCAUACAGGUCAGGCUCUAUAG